AUGGGUGGGGGUGCUUAUGCCUUCUUGCAGGUGAUCCCUGGUGUGAACGGAACUGCGACGACGGAGCAGAUCCUGGAUGCUGUGCUCAGCAGCAAAGGCAAGUUCGGCGCCUACGGUGAGCCCGCGGACGUGCGGGUGAUUCAAGACAAGGAGCUGGCCGGCGGGGACAGGCAGCUGGUUCUUCUCUUCACAUCCUACUCCCCGCAAUCCGCCGAAUUCCAGAACCGUGCGAUCGUCAGAUCGACCACGGUGGACGGCGAUGCCUUCGUGCUGGUGGGGAUGGCUUGCUGUUCAAGAGGGGCUGUUAGAGUGAGAGGCUCUCCCGUUUCGAGCCUUGGGCCAGGGGUGGGGGGGGGGGGGGGGGGGUUAGGAGUUGGCCGGAAGUCUCUUUUGACAGUAUGUAUCUAUUGUGUGCAUGUAUGUAGAGACACAGGUGCCAAACCUGCUUGUAUGACUGUCAGUUGCAAGCGUGCAAGGGGAGUAGAUGCUGCCAUAACCAAACCUUUGCAUGCCAUAGAACAUGGAGAGGAAGAUGGUGAGGGACCGUGUCGGGCAAGAAAGACAGACACAGGCACAUGCCUCCGACGUUGA
Molecule: messenger RNA, 591 nt
Organism: Symbiodinium necroappetens
Lineage: Eukaryota; Dinophyceae; Suessiales; Symbiodiniaceae
Source: the annotation of a GenBank genome assembly